Anolis sagrei ordinatus is the source of this 7947-nucleotide messenger RNA. It is a transcript of the gene FOXP1, whose product is annotated as forkhead box P1. NCBI's taxonomy places the organism in Eukaryota, Metazoa, Chordata, Lepidosauria, Squamata, Anolidae. Gene Ontology annotation, biological process: regulation of transcription by RNA polymerase II. Gene Ontology annotation, cellular component: nucleus. The record is from RefSeq and is a predicted model, not a curated record. Gene Ontology annotation, molecular function: RNA polymerase II cis-regulatory region sequence-specific DNA binding; DNA-binding transcription repressor activity, RNA polymerase II-specific.
AUGAGCUUCGCCUGCUCUGCCUCCUCUCUCUCUUCCCCCUUUUGGGAAGCUAGUUCCCGACUCCAGGCGGAGGGCUCUAUUGUUGUUUAUUGUGUGGCGGGGCCGCACGCUGUGCCUCCUGCAUGGGGCUGGCUGGCUAGCGAAGGAGGAGAGAGAGAGAGAGAGAGGGAUUGAGGAAGGAGGGAGAGGCAAAGGCGAGGGGCAGGCAGAGGCACCCACCCGCAGUGGGGGGAAUAAGAGAGAGAGAGAGAGCCCCUUAGCUGGCACCGCCAGGGCCGCGCUUCCAAGCGGAGCCCCAAGUUUUGUUUUGCCCGCCGCUGAGAGACAGAGAGAGAGAGAGAGAGGGAGAAAGAGAGAGAGAGCCCAGGAAGCCACCACAGCACCGCUAAGGAGCUGGGUGCUGACCGAGGCCAGAGCUGAGACUGGCAGAGCUUUUGCUGGAGCAGUCUGCAGCCCUGCUUGUGAAUAUGCCAGAGAUGAAACAGGGUUAGUCCCUUGCAAGACUUCACCAGCCAUGAAGGAAAAUGUGUAAUACCUGCAACUGAACCUGCUAGCUUCUGAAACAUGGCGCAGUGACAAUCAGUGACAGAAAGCGAGGACAGUCAGGGUAAGAAGAUUGAUCUUUUUGGUUGGCUGUAGUUGAAGAUUGCUUAACAGAAGCCACAAAAAAGGUUUUUAAGUCAUGAUGCAAGAAUCUGGGACUGAGACAAAAAGUAACAGUUCAGCCAUUCAGAAUGGAGCAAGUUCUGGCAACCAUUUACUAGAGUGUAGCCUACGAGAAGUGAGGUCAAACGGAGAGACACCUUCCGUGGAACUUGGUGCUGCAGAUCUAGCCCAUCUUCAACAACAACAGGCUCUGCAGGUAGCAAGGCAGCUUCUGUUACAGCAGCAGCAACAACAACAACAGCAGCAACAGCAACAACAACAACAAAUCAGUGGGCUAAAGUCACCUAAGAGGAAUGACAAACAACCAGCCCUUCAGGUUCCAGUGUCAGUGGCUAUGAUGACACCUCAAGUGAUCACUCCCCAGCAAAUGCAGCAGAUCCUCCAGCAGCAAGUGCUCACUCCCCAGCAGCUCCAGGUCCUGCUCCAGCAGCAGCAGGCACUCAUGCUUCAACAGCAGCAGCUUCAAGAGUUUUAUAAGAAACAACAGGAACAGUUACAGCUCCAGCUUUUACAGCAACAACAUGCUGGAAAACAGCCUAAAGAGCCACAGCAGCAACAGGUGACUUCACAGCAGUUGGCCUUUCAGCAGCAGCUUUUACAGAUGCAACAACUGCAGCAACAGCACCUCCUGUCUUUGCAGCGCCAAGGUCUGCUAACAAUUCAGCCUGGCCAGCCUACUUUGCCAUUGCAGCCACUUGCUCAAGGCAUGAUUCCAACUGAACUACAGCAACUCUGGAAAGAAGUGACAGGUUCUCACACAGCAGAGGAAGCUGUAAGCAACAACCACAGUAGCUUGGACCUGUCGACGACGUGUCUCUCCUCCUCAGCUUCUUCUAAGACCUCCUUAAUAAUAAACCCACAUGCCUCAACAAAUGGACAGCUAUCAGUCCACACUCCUAAAAGGGAGAGUUUAUCUCACGAAGAGCACUCUCAUAGCCAUCCACUUUACGGGCACGGAGUAUGCAAAUGGCCAGGCUGUGAAGCGGUAUGCGAAGAUUUCCAGUCUUUUCUAAAACAUCUCAACAGUGAGCAUGCGUUGGAUGAUAGGAGUACAGCCCAAUGUAGAGUCCAAAUGCAGGUUGUACAACAGUUAGAGUUGCAGCUUUCAAAAGACAAAGAUCGCCUGCAAGCUAUGAUGACACACCUUCAUGUGAAGUCAACUGAACCAAAAGCCACCCCUCAGCCUCUAAACCUUGUAUCUAGUGUCACACUUUCAAAGACAGCGUCAGAGGCAUCUCCACAGAGCUUACCUCAUACUCCCACCACCCCAACAGCACCCAUCACUCCUGUUUCCCAAGGACCUUCUGUCAUCACUACUACCAGCAUGCACAACGUUGGGCCUAUCCGGAGGCGAUACUCUGACAAGUACAAUGUACCCAUUUCUUCAGCAGAUCUCGCGCAGAAUCAAGAAUUCUACAAGAAUGCGGAAGUUAGGCCACCCUUUACAUACGCAUCUUUAAUUAGGCAGGCCAUUCUGGAAUCUCCAGAAAAGCAGCUAACACUAAACGAAAUCUACAACUGGUUCACACGAAUGUUUGCUUACUUCAGGCGCAAUGCAGCAACAUGGAAGAAUGCAGUGCGACAUAAUCUUAGUCUUCACAAGUGUUUUGUGCGAGUAGAAAACGUUAAAGGGGCAGUAUGGACAGUGGAUGAAGUAGAGUUCCAAAAACGAAGGCCACAAAAGAUCAGUGGAAACCCUACACUUAUUAAAAACAUGCAGACCAGCCACACCUACUGCUCACCUCUCAGUGCUGCUUUACAGGCUUCAAUGGCUGAGAAUAGUAUACCUCUGUACACUACUGCUUCCAUGGGAAACCCUACUCUGGGCAGUUUAGCCAAUGCUAUGCGGGAAGAUCUUAAUGGUGCAAUGGAGCAUGCGAACAGUAAUGGGAGUGACAGCAGUCCAGGACGGUCCCCUAUGCAAGUAAUGCACCCUGUGCAUGUCAAAGAAGAACCGCUAGAUCCAGAUGAAAAUGAAGGCCCACUAUCAUUAGUGACAACAGCCAAUCACAGUCCAGAGUUUGAUCACGACAGAGAUUAUGAAGAUGAAAAUGUAAAUGAGGACAUUGAAUGAAUAUGUCUGUACUUGUGUCUCUGCAAAUGAAGCUCACGGGGAUGGAGUUUUAAAAAACGUACUUCAAAAUUAGCUGUGAAAUCUCUCCCCGUUAUUGUACAGUCUGGAGGAUACACUUGCUCCAUGUUGACAGCUAUGAAAUAUGUUAACUCUUAGUGCCAUCACAAGUAUCCCAUUUGGGAGUAUUUUUGAUUUUUCUACUUUUUGUUGAAAAAAACAAAAACAAAACAAGGAAUUUGUACUCUGUGCAUUGGAUGGACUUGUUUGGUACUUGGGAUUCCCUCUCACAGUCGACAUCAGUGUUGUAAAUUCGUUCAACCGAUUGAUUUAUACACACUUUGGCAGCAGACUUUGGACUGCAGUUCUUCCAAGUUUGGGACACUGAAGACAUCAAGCUGAGCAUGUACACAUAAGUUGCAUAUCAACCCUUUCCCCAGAUUUUAAGAAUUCCAAUGGACAACAUAUUUGCACAGUAUCGCAUGUUGUUAUCACUGCCUUUACUUUUUUUCCUUUGAUUCCUGUUGGGAUGGGGAAGUCCUGAUAUGUAUGUGUGUAUGCGUGCAUGCGUGGGAGUAGGGGUGCGUGUGUGCAUACGGAAGAGGGAUCAAAAGAACAUUCUCCCAAUUUUUGUAGUGUAUAGCUUUGAUUCCCCCCACCCGCCCCCUUCUCCUAUGCCAUUUUAAGUUCUGACCUCAGGCCUCAACUGGCCAAGGCCUUUUGAGGCUUAAUGUUUUCUGUACUUUUGUGAUGAAUGUUAAUAGGUGUGUUUAUUAUACAAAGAUGAAUGUCCUUCGAAUUGUUUGUAGUUCUUUUUCUGCCAUUCAUUCCAGUUUCCUUUAGAUGCCAUCAUAUUCCAUUUUGGGCUAUUAUGUCCCCUUCCCCCCUCUCCACAAGAAAAAGUUCUCAAAUGCUGCUGUUCACCUGUGCAAAGUUAUCUUCUAAAAGAAAAGAAAAAGAAAGACAGUACUGCAAGAGUGAGAAUGAAAAGCAAACCAGCAUAGAAGGAGUAUAGACUAUUGUUCACAAUUCAUUCCACAGAGCAGUAUAUAUUGUCAUCAUGGUUCAAAUGUUUGUUUCUCCGGUGUCUUGCUUGGUUGUUUUUUGUUUGUUUGUUUUGGUAGCAAACGUGCAUAUUUGGAAACGCAUAAUUUAAUAGCGCGCACACACACAUGAAGAUACAUGGUCCAACAGAGUUUAUUUUUUUCUUUGCUACUUAGCAAACACUUUUGGGUCUUGGAAUAGUUCCGAAAUAUUUACCCAUCUCUGUUUUUUUUUUUUCAAAUUUUACAAACAGACAUUAAGUUUGGUGAUUCAAAAAGUGUGAGGAUUAAUUGGUGGUAUGUGUCUAUUUGAAUAUAUCAUAGGUGCAGGAUCCCACCCAUUGGGCAAUCAAUAAGACUCAUGUUAAUAUUUUUAACUGGGCAGACUCUCUUAAUGCUGUUAUGGUCAUUACAUUGUAUCGCAUUGACCCAUAUCAAAAAUUAACAACCUGAGAUCUGUGGGUGAAUGCACUGUAGCAAAUUGCAGUGUUCUUCACAACAAACGUGGGCAGAUAGCUGUUAUUAAAAUAUCGGUACCUCUUUAUCACUGGACAUCUACACACUGUCAUUCUCCAACCACUUCUCUGUAACCCACUUAUUUAUGUCAAACUAUAGCUUUUUGAGUUCAAAAGCUUUUCUAAUCUUAAUUUAUAUUCUGCUUUGUACCCUCCCCCCCUAAAAUUACCAAAGAUAUUACACAAAGGUAAAUUAUGUUCUCUGUUAUAUGCUUUAUCUUAUGAAGCCAAAUAUCCUCUUAUUGUUGAUCAAAGGAGGUGUAAGAAUUUAGAAGCAAGGGUCAAGAUAUGGGCUACGGCUAACCUGAGAAGUAAAACUGCUCCUUUAUUAGAGUAUAAUUUAGAAGACCAAGUAGAUGGCUGAACCAAAGUUGUUGUUUUAAUUUUGUGUUCCUUUACAGUGACCAAAUGUAUUUCUGUAAAGAGGCAGCUUUUUUGAAAGGCUAAAACUAGGGAACAGUACUAAGUGAAGGGAGCAAAUAAGGGCAGCAUUUCAUCUUGGAAAAAGUAUGAGGAUAGUCUGUUUUGCAGAAAACCUGGAGUAUCCUACAAAAGGGCAAUUACAUAAUAUAUAGAAGAGCUCUCACAACUUAAAACUGAACCAUAUUAUAGUAUCACAAAAAAGGGUUUAUAUGCUUUUGUUUGGCCUUACAAAACUAUUCACUUUUGUUAAAAGCUUAUAAUGGCAUUUUUUUUUCUUUUUUAAAAAAAAUGAGUUUAUCUGUGCACAUGUUCUUAGAAUGAUUGUGAUUGUUGUUCUGUUGGGAUUGUCCCCUCUAUGUAUUUUGGUCAGCAUCUUUCAAAUAGAAGAACAUUCCUAUCCCCUUCAAAAUGUUGGUACCAUUCAAAUCAGUGGGAGAUUUGCCAUUUACUACACUGGAUUGAAAUUGUUUUUGCUUUUUUGGGCUGGCAUAUAUAUUGAGAUAUAUCGACUCAUUCUAAUUCCCUGAAUUCUUUUCUUUUCUUUUUUUAAGGAGGACAGUCUGUGGUCACCAGAAACAUUUUAAAUCAAAUUGUAUUGAGGCAGCUCCAUGAUGCACAAUGGAUAGCUUGAAAUGAUCCCAUCUAGCUAUCAUGUUUUUUUGUGCUCCAAAACUGAGUGGUUUUGCUGGUUAGCGUGGUAUUCAGAAAGGGGAUAAAAACCUGGUAGAUUAGUUCAUUCUCAGCAUGUGUAGCUAGACAUGAGUAAAGAUAACAGCAUGAGAAACUGUUAGUACGCAUACCUCAGUUCAAACUGUUAGGGAAUGAGUAAAUAAAAAAAAUUAAAACUACAUUUCACUCAGUUGCACUUAGUUGUAUGUCUUGCAUGCAUAGUCUAAAGACUGUAGCAAAAUAAUUUUUAAAAGAAAAUUAAAAAAUUAGACUUUCCAUACUUUGCAGGUAUCGCUGCCCUGCAGAAGAACCAAGAGAAAAAUCUCAGGCUUUACAUCAAGCAAACUUCGCUAUUUUUUACAAAUUUCUGAUUCUGUGUCCCUUUGGAUAAUAACAAUUGUUCCUAUAGGGUGGGGUUUAUUAUGUUGUACAUAUAUAGCCCAAUGUGUCUCUGUGAACCUUUUUGUCUUUCAGCGGGUGGGGGAGGGCAGGGUGGCGGGGAAGGAAAAGGGCGGGAGGGAGAAGGUCCUUUUUUUAAAAAAAAGAAAAUCGUUCCUGAAAAGGAAUAAAUGCAUACCUGUUUGUCAAAACACCUUUUGCUUUUUGUGCAACUGCUUUAUAUUACCUAUACUUUUAAAAUGCUUUGAGAAAAAAAUCCUACUGUAUGUAAUGGAAUUGCAGAAUAUGCUGCACAUGUAUUUUGUUUAGUUAUCCUUGCUUUAAGACUAUUGGAUGACAUUUGCUGACCUGUGGGAGAAAAUCCCAAACUCUUUGGUUUUGGCGGAUUUUUGCCCCCUUUCAGUAUCUAAAGUGUAACAUAGUUGAUCGAUGAUUUUUUUUAAAAAAAUAAUUCUGUUAUGGAUCAAAUCAUUUUUGUACAGUUUUUUUUUUGUGUGUUGCUGUUUUCUUUUUUAAAGUUUGUUUGGUUCCUUUUGUUUUUGAAAUACUACUUUCCCUGGCCCUUCUGUUACCCCCUACCACUGCCUGCUUCUGGCUGUCUUACGGGAAAAAAAGAAAAAGAAAAAAAGUUUUAAAGAUGUUUUCUCCUGCUGCAGUAAAUACUUUGCAUGAUGAAUUCCAAGGUCACACUUGCUCAAAGUUUAUCAGUGAAGUAGUGAUUAAUAAUGGAGAGUGUCAAAAUUAUUGAAUUUUUGUAUAAAAGAAUACUUUACAAGGUGCCAAGAUGUAAAGACAAUUUGUUACAUGUUUUUUUUAAAGAAAAGCGUACAUUAUGAAAGUAGUACCAUGUAUCAGGUGAACCUCCGUCAGGAAUGAGUCAAAAAGUCUACUUUAUCUACCCACAGAGCAUUCUUUGCAACUCAUCAGGCUCUCUUUGUUUGACUUGCUGUGAGUUCUGGUCACCUCUUGCCUGGUAGCGCAAUGGGUUAAACCUUUGUGCUGAAAGGACUGAAGACCGACAGGUCGGAGGUUCAAAUCCGGGGAGAGCGCAGAUGAGCUCCCUAUGUCAACUCCACUUCCCCAUGCAGGGACAUGAGAGAAGCCUCCCACAAGUAUGGUAAAACAUCAAAAUAUCCAGAGGUCCCCUAGGCAACGUCUCUCACACCAGAAACAACUUGCAAUUUCUCAAGUCGCUUCUGAAACGAAAAAAAGUCUUGCUUUGAAGGAGGGAGCAAAGAGUCUUCCUUACCAAGUGAACUCUAAAGAGCCACUUCUUCUGCAUUUGCAGAUGCCAAAUGGUGCUGACUGUCCAUGCAGUUCAUCCACACAAACUCAACAACAGGCUGCAGUGCAUCUCCCUUAGCGGCCCCUUUUAUCUAAAUUAAGAUCAAACCACAGACAGAAAACUAGAAGGGAAUCCAUUCUAUUGAUUCAAGCAAACUCAAUUCAAAUACUUUUAAAACCUACUGGAUUUCUUCAUUGGAGUCAAAGCAGAAGGGGAGGGAAAGAAGCAAGGCUUAUGUUUAAAACGAAAACCCUUUCAGAGAACCCAACCAAACUAGCCAUGGUUGGAUAGUUAGGGUGGAAAAGUAACAGGGCAAGAUGCGAUUUGAUGAAUAAUACAGAUCAUUACAUAUUUUAUAUAUCAAAGUUUUAAAAGAACUAAAUUAUUGUAGCUUUCAGUAUGCUGACGAGUUACAUUCCUUAUAGCAUGGAUAAUACGUUUUAAACUUUUGGAAAGCUUUUGGUACCUUUUGGUUAACACAAUUCAGAUGGAAUUUUUAGAUGCCACAGAAGAUAUCUCUCAAAUCCUAAGUCUUAAGAAUCACAUUUACAGACUAUUCUACAUUUUUCAAUAAGCAAGCCCAGGGUAGGGAAUGAAAAGAGAACUAUCUCUUUCCCAUCAGCCUUUAUGAAAAUGGUACAGUCCAGACUGUUAGCAUGGUGCUUCAUGUGUAUGUGCUGCCAGCAAAUGAGAUUCUCCAUUUGACUUUAUUUUAUUUUUUAGGCAUACAAGAAACUCAUUCCUUUCAUCCACUGUAUUUCCAUCAUUCCAUGUCUGUUGAUGCAGACAAUAAAAUGUUGUGUAGUCAGUACUUAUUACUGACAUUAUAGCAUUCUCUAAUGCAAUAAAAGUGCUGGUUGUUCACACUGGUGAUAA